Molecule: messenger RNA, 1231 nt
Organism: Durio zibethinus
Lineage: Eukaryota; Viridiplantae; Streptophyta; Magnoliopsida; Malvales; Malvaceae
Biological process (GO): double-strand break repair via homologous recombination; telomere maintenance; mitotic intra-S DNA damage checkpoint signaling
Cellular component (GO): checkpoint clamp complex; nucleolus; site of double-strand break
Source: RefSeq, a predicted model, not a curated record
CCAUUUAUCACUCUAUUUCAAUAAUAUGAAAGGUAUUUAUAUCUGCUUGAAGGCGCAGCACUAAGUACUAACUGAUUUUUUCCCCUUUGCUCUCACCCAUGGUAAUGCCUUGGAUUACACCUGGAGUAGCCAGAAAAGAGGAAGGCUGAUAAUGAAGUUUAAAGCAUUUCUAUCUGAACAUGGUGUGAAUCUCUUAGAAAGGCGGUUUCUACCAGCCCUAGACAAAAUGGGCAAGAUAUGUCAUUUAUUUCUUACCAGAGACCAUGCAAUCUUCCUCCACAACCUUUUGAAUGGCGAUGGGGUUCAGUGCAUUGCUCAGUUUCGCAAGGAAGCUCUCUUUGAUGACUAUCGGAUCUCAAGUCAGAAUGAGGACCGCAUUGCCUUCACAAUUGAUGUAUCCCUUCUGCUUCGUGCUGUUCGGAGUAGUGUAAGUAUAUGUACUGAAUUUGGCAAUGGGCCUUCUGCCAACCGUCUCCAAAUUAAAUUGGUUAAGAAGUUGCCUCCCAAUUGUACUCAGCCAAUGCCUUUUCUUACCUUUGAAACCAAGGGUUAUAAAUCUGCUGUCAUUCAGGAUGUACCAAUAUCAAAACCUUUAUCUAGGGCUGAAGUGCUUGAGCUGCAAACUGCACUUGAUGUGGCACAAGAACUACCUCCGACUCUGGUUCAAGUUCCAGAUUUGAAUCAAUUGCAGAACUUUGUGGAACGGAUGAAGCAUGUUGGUGAUUUGCUAAAUGUCUCUAUAAGCAAGUAUGGAGAUCUACAUGUGCAAAUCUCAACAACUUUGAUCACACUUGGUGCUGAAUUUCGUAAAUUGUUGGUUAUUGGAGAACAAGCUGAAGCUCCAACAGAGGAAAGAAAUCUGAGCGCUCAGACUCGGUCGGAAAGGGCAAUCUCGAGGGGAGACGCUCAGAGUGUUCAAGUGAGUAUAAGACACUUUUCUAGGAGCCUUCAGUGUCACCUGGCAAAGCCUGACUGUACUUUUUAUGGGAUUGCUCCGCAGGGUGCUUGUUUGACGGUGAUAUUUCAGUUCUUCAUUCCUGGUACACGUCAAACUGAUAAAUCAAUCAGUCUACAUUGCAGGCUUCCUGUACUUGAUCCAGGGUCAAGUUGAAUUCAAUCAGUUUGCCAUCAAUAGCUACUUUUCAGCCAGAACUAGUAAUUUUCAAGUAGCUUGUGGCCUGGCAAUCCAUGUAACCAUUACAUUCCAGAAGACUUCCUCAAAGUCCGAACU